AUGAAUGAGGUGAAGGAGGCUCUAAGAAACAUAGAGCAGAACUACAAGCUCUUCCUGCAGCAGCAGUUUACAUUUAUCGGAGCUCUGCAGCACACCCGAGAGAACGCGCAUGACACGAUCAGACCCGUGGCAAGCAUCGGCCAGGUACAGUCCUAUCUAGACCGUCACUGUAACAAUUCCACAGACAAACGCAUCCUCAACCUGUUCCUAAACAUCUGCAAUGACCUAAGCAAGCUCUGCUACAAGCUGGAAACUCUGCAUUCUGGUAACGACACAACCAAUGGCAUUUUGGAGAGGUGCAAGCUGCUCCUGAACCACAGCAACGAUCUGAGCACCAUCCGAGCCAAAUACCCCCAUGAUGUUGUGAAUCACCUGAGCUGUGAUGAAGCAAAGAACCGUUACGGAGGUGUGGUGAGCCUCAUCCCCAUUGUUCUCGACUGCAUAAAGGAGUGGGUAACCCACACCGAGAAGCUGCCACGGCAUGUGCUGUGUAACAUGAGUGGUGGAAGUGCGAUCUCUGAGAAGAGGGCACCCCAGGGUGCACCAGCUAGGGCAGUCAUUUCCGAGACACCACCUUCUGUGCGCCUUGAAGCUCAGACCUCAACUAGUAACAAAAAUAAUACGCAAGUGCAGAGGAGUAAGCAUGUCCAGAAGAACGGAAAUGACACAGAAAAUCACAAUGGGAAACUUAAAGGUCCCUGGAAACCACCAGGUAGACAUCCCUUUUAA
Tauraco erythrolophus (red-crested turaco) is the source of this 729-nucleotide messenger RNA. RefSeq names its product sperm acrosome associated 9 (gene SPACA9). The record is from RefSeq and is a predicted model, not a curated record. NCBI's taxonomy places the organism in Eukaryota, Metazoa, Chordata, Aves, Musophagiformes, Musophagidae. Gene Ontology annotation, cellular component: ciliary base; sperm flagellum; acrosomal vesicle.